This is a messenger RNA of Entamoeba invadens IP1, 606 nucleotides long. Its product is annotated as rab9, putative. Gene Ontology annotation, molecular function: GTPase activity; GTP binding. Bases 1 to 606 code for a protein of 201 amino acids. The transcript has 3 exons. Gene Ontology annotation, cellular component: endosome. Gene Ontology annotation, biological process: regulation of endocytosis. NCBI's taxonomy places the organism in Eukaryota, Evosea, Mastigamoebida, Endamoebidae. The record is from RefSeq and is a predicted model, not a curated record.
AUGUCUUGUUGUGGGAAGGAGGAAAAAAUACUGGACGACAAAAUAGAGGAGAAAGAAGACGACGUACCUCUUUCUGAGCAACUCUCUAAGGGUAUCAAAGUAGUUGUUCUUGGUGAAAUGGCGACUGGCAAAACAUGUAUACUUCACCGCUGGGUGACAAACGAAUUUGUACGACAAACUGCAACAGUGGGGUGUGCGUAUAGUUCAAAAACAAUCACUUAUAACAAAAAGCUGAUUAAAUAUGAAGUUUGGGACGCAGCAGGACAAGAACGGUACAGAUCACUCUCUUCAAUUUAUUACCGCAACGCCACGGUUGCCUUAUUGGUCUACGACAUCACUCGGGCAGAAACGUUCAGUGCUGUCACUGAUUGGGUGGAAGAAUUGAAAACAAAAGCUCCUGAUAAUGUAAUGAUAAUCAUUGUAGGCAACAAAAACGACCUUGAAACUGAGAGAGCAGUUAACAAAGAGAGUGUGACUGAUUUCAUUAAAACAAGUGACCCACGCAUCAUCGCUAAUAUGGAGUGUAGUGCAAAAACCGGAGACAACAUCAAUGAGAUAUUCGAAGUGAUUUCCAAGCGACUUCUUGAGAUGUGUAAUGAACAAUGA